AUGGGCGAGGAGAAUCAGGAGCUACGUGGAGGACAGGCCGGUCAGGUAUAUGGGUACUACGUGGCCCUAAGACAGUUCUGCGAUGUGACCGGCAACUCGCAGGACCGCUCGACAUCCACUCGCGCACAGAAGGCCAGGGCGAAGUUGCUGAAGCUUUCGCCCGCGCAGUUCUUCGAACUGAGCACGGACGUACACGACGAACUUCAGCGGCGGAUAGAUGAGACGCAGGAACAGCCGGACCAUCUAUUGCCGAAGGACCACUUCCACGUGAAGCGGAACCAAGCGCGGCAGAAGUUGGCUAACUUGUCGCAGACACGCUUCAAUGACUUGGUCGACGAUAUUCUCUACGAGAUACAGAGGCGCGGAUACCACCUCAGGAAGCCGGAACAUGGCUCUAAUGCCACGCGAGGCUCUCCGCAUCACACAAGGCAGUCAGUGCCGCACUCAGGCUCGGAGGCGUCGCCAUCUAAGGCGCAGUCACCAAGCGCUAGCUUGCGCGGCCAGGAUACCGCAGCUGAUAGCCGAAAGAGUGAUAAGAGCUCUUCUGCAAGCGGUCAGGUACCGAUGCUUGUUGCCCCCAACACUUCUGUGCAGACCUCACAGGUUAUCCCGAAGACAGCAUCUAUAGACUGGUCUUCAGACGAGGAGGAGGUUGCUGCUGCCACCAAACGGGUCUCAAGGCUCAAACAUAUGUCGAAAGUGAUGAUAUCAACAGAGGAUGGCACUGUUGUAUCACCGAAGCACGGUUCUCCAGGCAGUUAUUCGGCGAGACAUUCAUCUCCUAAAUCUGCAUUGUUGAAACAAGCAUCACCAAAGCUUGCAUCCAAGCACUCUUCACCCAAGCAUGGAUCUAAGUCAGCAUCGCCGAAGCAUCCCUCUCCGAAGUCGUUGAGCAUAGCAUCUACGCCUAGCCACAAGUCUGUUGCUUUGAUGGAUACUACGAGUAUAUCUCCCACCUCUCCCCUACAUCAGCGGACAAGCUCUGCAUCUCGCCAGGCACUGUCGGCAGUCUUAGGAAGGGACAAAGACAGAGACAUUGUACUGCUUCUCGAGGAGGGUAAUAAGCUAGAAGCCAAGCUCAUGCAGAUCACUGAAGAAAAUAAAUCCCUAGAGCAGAAAAGUGACGAACUCGCGGGCCAAGUAACGCAGCUACUAAGCGAGAAAGAAAUUUUGACUGAACAGGUUUUAGACCUACAUACUAAGUUGGAAGAGUCGGAAAAGACCGUAACAGACUUAUCUGAAGAGGUUGUGAAACUUCGAGAGAAGGCUGAUGCUGGUGUAGUGCUACAGCAACAGAUAUCCGCACUCACAAACCAAGUAAAUGAACUAACGUUUGAGAAUGAAGCACUAACGCAGAAAAACCUUACAUUAACAACGCAGUUGGCAGAUCAGGACGCCACAGUUGGUCGUUCCAUGGGCGAUAGCUUUAAGGAAAAAUUGAGCGCCUUGAAUUCUCAAUUGGAAGAGCUGAUAACUCAAAACCAGACACUGAAACUGUCAAAAGCUGAAUUAGCUGCGAAGUUAAGCAAGCAGCAAGAUAUUAUCGCUAGCAGAUCUGUGGAUGAUAAUUUCCAAAAACAAAUGUCUGUAUUGACCAAUCAAUUGAAUGACCUAUCGAUUGAGAAUGAAACAUUAAAGCAAUCCAAUGCUGAGUUAACUCUAAAGCUAAAACGGAUCUCCAACAUAACUGCCUCUCCUCUGAACAUCUUUAUUCCAUCUAGCUCGAAGAGCACUAAUGUUGCGAUUGAAAGCAUAUCAAAAUUCAUUUCCCCAGAAGGGUCCAUCCCAUUGCCAUUGAUCAAAUCAUUCAAUUCUAAAUUGGAGCUUGUGUUUAAACACUUGAACCAGGGCGAGCAAACUGGAAACGUUCUAUUUGAAGAUAUUGCCCAAGUUUCAGAAGUAGUGGAGCAUAUGCUGAACUUAGUAUCUCCAUCAGACUACCAGCAAGCUACUCUUCUUCUGAAGGCUGCUACUUCCCAUGCAAUUACUACUAUACGUUACUACGCUGCAUACCCAACCAUAUUACCCGUAUUUACUGCGGAAAGCGCCUUGACCAAUAUAUCAUUUGCAGUGUGCAAAUUGGUAGCAGUCGCUGGAAUCAAGCAGGGCUCUUAUGAUGAACUUCCUAUUACGCCGCUAACAAAGGUAGCGCAUGAUGAAAUCAGCCAAAGCAAUGCAUCGAACGAUGGCUUGGAUAUGUCUAAUACUUCCCACGCAGCAAGUAAUUUUGACAGUAACGAUGAUAUGUCCACGGUUAAACCUCUCAGGAUUACGCAAAAGGUCAAUAGCGCGUUAUUUACUCCUCCCAAGGAAAAACCUCUAAUGCCAAGGAGGCCGUCAGGUACAUCAUUGAUCAGUUCGAUUAUUACUAGUGAGAAGAAAGAGGCGAAUAGAAAUCGAAAUAAGCUAAACCUUUCUAUCCCGACUGAUAGCUCUUCGGCAGUUCCUAGCCGUCGUGGUUCGGUUAGCUCAAAUAUGGGAAACAGUGUUUCACCGGAACGGGAACUAUCGGAUACUAAUACUAUACACACAAACCCUGGGAACCCAACUGAUGCCUCGGAUGGUAACACACAGAGACUUAUGAAGAAUAAACCAUUUGAUACAGUCGCGGGGCAGAACCCAGGUGGAUCAGCUUUACCCUCCAAUAUUGGUAAAACUAAACCAACCUCUUUUCUUAGCCUCGGCAAAGGCUAUCAACAAUCAAGUGAUUCCUUUGUCACUGCCCCGGAGGACAACAAGGAAUCUCCAACCAUAAAACCGGGGAACAGUGACUCCAGAACUCGCAGUAACUUAACCCUUGAGCCUAUUAACUUCGGUUCACCCCAACAGAAGGCUGAAAUAGACGGCCUUGCUGCAAAUUUAACUAUGAACAAUGACUCUCAUCAGGAGAUGCUACCAGACUCUGGUGAAGUUGCAACGCGCUCAUUACAGGCCUCAGGGAAACAGGCCUUGUCUUCAAUUCCAGUGGCUUCGUCUGCCUUUUCCAGUCCUAGAUCCCUAACAGACUCUGACAAAAGCGAUCUGAAUGUUACCCCAAAAGGGGUUUCCCCGAAGGUGCUUCCGCAUACGUCAACUAUUCAACCAAAGGAGCUUAAUUCGGGGAAUGAUGGAAUCUCGCCAAGUAAGUCUCCAGGUGUUGAAUUAUUGGAGCCUAUAUCGAAACAAGGAGAUGCUGCGUCUCUAAGCCACUCUGAGAAAGAUGAUAUCGGCUUGUCCUCCUUGGAUACGGGCAAGCAGAGCCGGAAUUUAGGGAAACUUAUGAAAAUGAGCUCCGAUCUAUCAGAGGUGAGUUCAAAGCAUUAUUCUAUUGAAUCAACAGAAUCUGCCAGAUCUAAUUCUACGCCUGCUAGCUCUAAGAAGAGCGCUAGUACUCCAACUAGUCCUAUUUCUAGUGUUAAUAGACAUAUGCAAACACCUUCGGGGGUUCACAGUUACUCACCUUCUCACGUUAUUGCUACAGUCACGCCCGAGCGUCGAGUGUUCAAUGGGUUUACUGAAGAUUCUUAUGAUGACAACAGCUCGGACGAUGGUAGCGCUAAUACUAUGGUAAGUGAUGAUGAUUCAACUUACCAAGCAUUAAAAAACAGUAUGAGAAGGAAUCGGGCUGCUUCUCCAGGAUCAUUGGUGUCAGCCCAAAAUCUAGCCAAGAUGCAACAAACUUCUGUCGCGGAUAAUAACUUGAAACCAGGAGACACGCCUAUAGUGGAUACUCUAGGAGGCUCGCCUUUUAAUUUUGAGACUUCAUCAGGGUUUAAUGGAACUCCUCAGACAAUGGCUGAAGCUAUGUCAGUGACGCCUUUGGAAACCAAUUUUCCAAAUACUGUGGUAUAUGACAAGGGAUUCACGACCAACAGUUAUCACAUAAAACCAACGACAUAUGCUCCUGAUAUGGUUUCCAAUUUCGCUUACCAGAAGAAGGACCAGCACAUGGACCAAUCAAUAGAAAUCACUGAGGAACAUAUCGAUCAUCCUGCUCGGUCUGAAUUUAGUAGUUCCGCCAGCAGCAGCGUCAAACAAGCCAGCCCUUUAACACCGCAAAAGGUCAGAUUACCUGGCUCAAAUACAGGUACUAUUUCCAAAAGGCCUCUUCAAUUAGAUUCACCUAUCGAUGAGCAGCAGGAUACAAUGCCUUUACAAAUUGGUAACACUCGGCAGUUGCACAAUGCAGUUUCCAGCCCAACUUCAGAUUCGACGGUAAGCACAGAGGAACCUUAUUCAGCUAACCCAGAAGUCUUUUCACCUAUGAGAGGUGAGGGCUUCCUAUUGAACUCCGCAUUUUCCGUGACACCACUUGGUGUAGAUGCCACAAGUAAUUCUAAACCCCCAUUUUCAGCAGUGUCUUCAUCUGGAGCAUCUGUUAGAAGGGUAAGAUUGGGCUCUACGAAAAGGCCACACGCCACCGCUAUACAACCGGUCAUUGAUGAUGCAAGGAUGUCUGAGUCGAGUGAGAAUGAACGGGGCAUUAUGUCAAGUGGAGGUUCGUCCAAUUAUACUGGUAUUCAUAGUACGCCGGCUGCAUUAACUAGCAGAGAACAAACGCCAAAAUCCCAAACUUUUGGCAAGAGCGGGUUAUCACCAGUUCCGGAUCAAAUAUCAACUAAGGCACUAGUUUUUGGUGUAGCUGCUCAAGCAUCACCGGAUGCUCAGAAGCGUGUAAUUAACCUACAAUCUCGGACUUCACCACCCAAAUCUGAAACACAUUCGCAUAUACGGCACAACGCUUCUAGCGUGUAUCAGUCGGAAACAACAGAUAAUAUAACUAAAGAUACCGGGAUGUUUUCUGCAGUGAAGUCAGGCUUUCCCCAUAUACAACAGAAAACCAUAUCAGCAGGCUCUGAACUUGAUGACACUGACUUUCAGAGAACACAAACUACCAGCACAGGCCCACUUCCAACUUCAAGCGAAUAUGACUCUGCCCCUGUGACAGUUCAUGGAGGACUUGAUAUUUCUCCAAGACCACCUUCCUCUAGCUCCACAGAUUUCGACGAGUAUCCAACUGGUACAAUAACAGAGUCACACAGACGGCCUUAUAACGUUAGCCAACUUCCCGAAAAUAAUGGGAACUCAGCUGCCACUCGUGUGAUUAAGAGAAACAGUUCUGUUCUCAGCUCGCCUGGAAGCGUGACCACCACCCCAAUGGUUAAUCGAGCUACAGUACUCAGCGCCUCGCCGGGAGCGGUUAAAUUAACCGAGAAACAGCAUAGUCCGGCAUCAUCUUCAGAUAUUUCCACAGCCAAUAAAACACAUUCGAAUUCUAUUGAUCUAAACACAACACCUAAUGUACCUCAUCAUUCACCGGUCAUUAACGUUAUGCGCAGUAUCACUGAAGAGACUAGGAACAAGAGGUCUAGCUUUUCUAGUUCUAUGCAUAGCGACAAUAUCGACGGUGAAACACUGUCGAAAGAUGCUAUUAAUAUGGCAGAUACAUUGCAUGGGGACAAUGCUCAUAGCACACCUUCUUCAUUUGCAAUGUCCUCUUUGCACAGUACUCCCACAGUGUAUGCCCAACCCCGUAACCAGGACCACGCAGCAAUGAAGCCUUCAGAGGGUCCUCAGUUUAAAAAGUUUGAAGCUGACGCUCAUUAUUCUUCAGUUAUGAGUAGUAAAAAAGAGGGUUCCGUAAAAGAAAAAGAUUACCGGAUUGCUCUAAAGAAUGAGAGUGCAGAUGAUCGCCGUGCUGUCGAAUUUAGUAAAUCUAUUUCCGGUAGUUCCCUGCAGUCUGACAAGCAAAACAUACCUAUUAGGAAAGAAUUGCAUCUUACCUUUGAAGAGCAGAAUGAUAACACGCAUGCAUCUUCCGAUUUAACCCUGGAGGUACUGCAGGACGCUCAGACACGUGAUACCGGGUCAUUGACAAAUAACCUGGCACAUACACCAUUGAAUACACGAACGGAAGCAGGCGAAAUCCCGUCUGCCUUUGAGACAUUUAUUGAAGAAAGUCAGACGAGAAAAAGGUACAGCAUAGAAAGUCAUGAGAUAUCUACUGAUCAUGGCAAGCUGGACUUUACCAGAGGUUUGCCUGCUCGUAGUGAGGUUAUUUCUCCUGGAGGCUUGACUACCCUUGGUGAUUUCAAGCCUACUGCUCAUGGUGAAGUGCAGUCUAUUGCUCAUGAUCAGGUGAACAACUUUACUGAAGGUUCCACUGUUCAUGAUGAGGCGAAUGCUACUGAAGGUUCAUAUGCUUUUGAUAAGCUGAAACACUCUGAAGGCUCGCCUGCUCGUGGCGAGUUGAAGUCGACUAUUCAUGGUGAGCUAAACUCGGCUCCCCUUGGUGAGCUGAAGUCGACUGCUCGUACUGAGGCGAUUUCUACUGACAGUUCGCCUGCUCGAGAAGUUGUAAUUUCCACUGGCACUUCACCUGUCCGCAAUGAGGUGAACGCUACCGAAGAUUCGACUGCGAGUGCUCAGGUAAAGCUGACUUCCAAUGGUGAGUUGAAGUCUCCUGUUCGUCAUGAGGCGAUUUCCACUGGAACUUCACCUGCACGUGCUGAGGUACACUCUACCGAAGAUUUGCCUGCUUGUGAUCCGGUGAAGUCGACUGCUCGUGGUGAGGUGAUUUCCGCUAGAGUUUCACCCGCCAAUAUUGAUGUGAUUUCUACUGGUAGUUUGCCUGAUCAUGAUGAGGUAAUUUCCACUGGAACCUCACCCGCCCUUGGUGAGAUGAUUUCCACUGGAAGCUCGCCUGCGCGUGGUGAUGCUGUCCAUGAUGAGUCCAAGACUGCUGCACCCACUCAGCUGAUAUCCACCGGAGUCUCGCCUGCGCUUGGUGAGGUGAAGUCAGUUGCCCACGAUGGGUCGAGGCCUACUGCACGUACUCAGGUGAUAUCCACCGGAGUUUCGCCUGCGCGUGGUGAUGCGAUUUCAGCAGGCAGUUCGCCUGCGCGGGGUGAGGUGAAGUCAGUUGCCCAUGAGUCGAGGCCUACUGCACGUACUCAGGUGAUAUCCACCGGAGUUUCGCCUGCGCGUGGUGAUGUGAUUUCCACAGGCAGUUCGCCUGCACGUACUCAGGUGAUUUCCACUGGAGUUUCGCCUGCGCGGGGUGAGGUGACAUCGGUCACCCACAAUGAGUCGAGGCCUACUGCACGUACUCAGGCGAUUUCCACUGGAGUUUCACCUGCUGAUAGUGAUGUGAUUUCCACAGGCAGUUCGCCUGCGCGUGGUGAGGUGAAGUCAGUUGCCCACGAUGGGUCGAGGCCUACUGCACGUACUCAGGUGAUUUCCACAGGCAGUUCGCCUGCGCGUGGUGAUGUGAUUUCCACUGGAAGCUCGCCUGCGCGGGGUGAGGUGACAUCGGUCGCCCACAAUGAGUCGAGGCCUACUGCACGCACUCAGCUGAUAUCCACCGGAGUCUCGCCUGCGCGUGGUGAUGCGAUUUCCGCAGGCAGUUCGCCUGCACGUACUCAGGUGAUUUCCACUGGAGUCUCGCCUGCGCGUGGUGAUGCGAUUUCAGCAGGCAGUUCGCCUGCGCGGGGUGAGGUGACAUCGGUCGCCCACAAUGAGUCGAGGCCUACUGCACGUACUCAGGCGAUUUCCACUGGAGUUUCACCUGCUGAUAGUGAUGUGAUUUCCGCAGGCAGUUCGCCUGCACGUACUCAGGUGAUAUCCACCGGACUUUCACCUGCGCGUGGUGAGGUGGAGUCGGUUGCUCACGAUGGUUCGAAGACUACUGCAUAUACUCAGGUGAUUUCCACCGGAGUAUCGCCUGCGCGUGGUGGGGUGACGUCGGUUGCUCACGAUGAGCUGAAGUUUACUGGAUCUUUGUCUGCCCGGAACGAAGUGAAAUUCACCGAAGAUUUACCUGCUAUUGGUGCGGCGAAGUCGAUUGUCCGUGAUGAGAUGAAGUCUACUGAAGGUUCAGCCUCUCAAGUUGAGAUGGUUUCCAUUGGAAGUUCGCCCGCGCGUGGUGAGCUGAAGUCUACUGCUCGUGAUAAUGCAGUUUCUACUAGAAGCUCGCCUGCUAGUGGUGAGGCGAAGUCUACUCCCCGCAGCGAGCUAAUGUCUACAGGAGGGUCACCUGCUCCUGGCAAGCUUACAUCUACUCCUCGUCAUGCUGCUGUUUCUGCUAGAAGCUCGCCUGCUCGUGGUGAGGCCAAGUCUACUCCCCGCAGCGAGCUAGUGUCUAUAGGAGGGUCGCCUGCUCCUGGCAGGCUCACGUCUACUGUUCGUGGUGAGGUGAAGUCGACUACCCGUGUUGAGGCGAAGUCUACCCCUCGUCAUGCUGCUGUUUCUGCUAGAAGCUCGCCUGCUUGUGGUGAGGCGAAGCCUACUUCUCGCAACGAGCUAAUAUCUACAGGAGUCUCGCCCGCUCAUGGUGAGAUCAAGUCGACUGCCCAUGACGCGGUAAUAUCUACUGGGGACUUGCCUGAUUGUGAUGAAGUGAAGUCGACCGAAGGCUCGGAUGCUCAUCGUGAGGUGAAGUUGACUGCACCUAGUGAGUUGAAGUCUACUGCUCACGAUGAGGAGAAGUCUAGCGGAUGCUCGCCCCCUCGUGGCGAAGUGACGUCUACUGAUCGUGGUACGCAAAAGCCGAAUCUCCUUGAUGAGCUCAAGUACAAUGGAGGUUUCCACGUCCGCGGUGAGCUGAAAUCUACUGGGGGUUCAACUACUCAUGAGGUUUGCGAGGAUCUUCCUACUGUGCGUGUUUCAACUGACAGAGAACAUGAUUUUAAUCCUCCGUCCACAACCAUCGCCAGCCCUGAUUUUACUCCAUCGAAUGUGGCUAUGGAAAAUGUGCCUGCUAUGACUGCAAACAGCUUGCCGGGGACCACCUCUAACACUAAUGAUAUCGCCAAAGACAGUAUGGCCGACUCUGCGGAUUUCCAGCGCAAGGUUGAAGUUAAACUAUCUACAUACCAAGAUCCACAGAUGGAGCACACACCGGUGAAAACCACUUUUGGAAGCCCCCAAACGGCAAGCCGUGAGCCAUUGUCCAUACCAACCGAGCACCAUGUCACUCCAAUGAAGAGGCAUGUAUCACAAUAUGAUGAUAAUAAUGAGAGUGAGUUCAGCAAAUCUGGUGAAUCUCGAGUAUUCCUACAUGAUGGCGGAAUUAUUCCUCAGGAAAAGCUUCCUUCGACUAGAUUAAACACAGUUGGAGAUCUCGAAGGUAAAGUUUCUGUUAGCAAAGCUCCUGCAGGUAUAAGUACCACACCUAUUUACUCUGAAGGUGUUACGAAUUCCGAAAAUAUUGUGGACGACAGUACUGCAGAAAAAGAUAACAAGUCAUCGCAUUCUCGCAUAAUUGGUAAACCUUCCAGUUUAGAAGAACCAAAAGAUGACCAUCCACUACCAAAAUCUACUUCUUCUGGUGAGACUACAAAUAUAGGAAAGGAUAGAACUGCGGUAGGGGACAAUCAGCAGCACGAACAUAUAAGGAACACCACUAUACCAAAGGAUAGCCCAGCAAUUAAACAUGGCAACGCAGCCAAAACAUACGAGAAUGACUCGAAUAUAAGCCGCACCGCCUCCCACUCUAUGAAACUCAAUGCACGUCCCUCUGCUGCACCAUUGAUUUUGAAAACAAACAACAACCAUGCUCCAUUAUCCCGCGAAGCUGAACUCCCGCGUAAGACAACCACUUAUGAACCAGAGACUCCUCGUAUAGAUUUCUACGGAACACCAACUUCUGCAAAUAGCACCUACACUGACCAGUCUGAUGAUUACGAUGACGAUGGAGAAAUUGACUUUAAUGUGGAUGAUUUUGAUAUUGAGAACCCGGAUAAUACAUUAGCGGAAUUGCUAUUAUACUUAGAGCACCAGACAAUCGACGUUAUAAGCACAAUCCAAUCGUUGCUAACCGGUAUAAAGCAACCAAAAGCGACGACAGGUGUACUGCGGCGUGAAUCGAAUGCCAUUAAUCAAGUGAUUGGUCAAAUGGCUGGUGCCACCAGCGUUUCCAUGAACCAAAGCCGCAAUGCCGCACUAAAAGAACACGGCAACUGGGUUGUGCAAAGUUUAGUCGACUGUAGGCGGCGUAUUACUGUUUUAUGCAACUUGCGUCCUGACGGAAUUCUUGUCGCUGAUGAGCGGGAUGACCAUUUCGCUGACAAACACUUCAAGCAGCGACUAGCAGGUGUUGCUUUUGACGUUGCUAAAUGUACUAAGGAACUAGUUAAGACAGUCGAAGAAGCUAGCCUUAAGGAGGAAAUAGAAUACUUAAACUCCAAAUUGGCGAAGUAG
Eremothecium gossypii ATCC 10895 is the source of this 10179-nucleotide messenger RNA. Its product is annotated as ADL022Cp. Gene Ontology annotation, biological process: mating projection formation; pseudohyphal growth; invasive filamentous growth. The transcript has a single exon. The coding region runs from base 1 to 10179 and encodes 3392 amino acids. The record is from RefSeq and is marked provisional. Gene Ontology annotation, molecular function: MAP kinase scaffold activity. Gene Ontology annotation, cellular component: mating projection tip; cellular bud neck; actomyosin contractile ring. Lineage: Eukaryota; Fungi; Ascomycota; Saccharomycetes; Saccharomycetales; Saccharomycetaceae.